ACUGGCUGCAAAAAGUGCUGAGUAUAACUUGUUGGAUGUGUGUGUAGUUCAUAAAGUUGAACAGCAGCUCGCGUCGAUUCAAUCCUGAUGGACACAGAGGACACACACACCAACAUCUUAAAGGCUGAGGAGCCCAGAGUGAAGCGAAGCUAUGACCAAAUGGUGUUCGUCAACAGAAGUCUGACCCUGGAAAACAUCAAAUGCUAUGGAUUCGACAUGGACUACACGAUGGCGAUGUAUAAGUCUCCUGACUACGAGUGUCUGGGCUUUGAGCUGAUAAGAGACAGAAUGGUGUCUAUUGGAUACCCUCAUGAGCUCCUACGUUACACGUAUGACCCCAGCUUCCCCACACGCGGUUUAGUUAUCGACACCACAUAUGGAAACCUCCUGAAGGUGGAUUCAAAUGGAAAUAUUUUAGUCUGCAGCCAUGGCUUUUUCUUCCUCAAAGGGGAAGACAUCCACAAAUAUUACCCCAACAAGUUCAUUCAAAGAGGCGACACAGACCGUUUCUACAUCCUCAACACUCUCUUCAAUCUUUCAGAGACUUAUCUCUACACCUGCCUUGUAGACUUCUUCACCAGAAACACCAGAUACACAAACCUCCUGAAAGGUUGGCAGCACGGUGACUUGUUUAUGUCCUACAGAAGCAUGUUCCAGGAUGUUCGGGACGCAAUGGACUUCAUUCAUGAUACGGGAGCCCUUAAGGAACGCACUAUCAAGAAUUUGGAGAAAUACGUCAUCAAAGAUCCAAAUCUCCCCGUCCUCUUGAACCGGAUUAAAACAGUGGCCAAAGUUUUCCUCGCCACCAACAGUGACUACAGCUACACUGAGGUCAUUAUGAAAUACUUGCUUGAAAGUAGCAGUAAGUCUGGAAAUCCCAAAGACUCCUGGCGCUCCUUCUUCGACCUCAUCGUGGUGGACACCAGAAAACCGUUGUUUUUUGCAGAGGGGACGGUGCUGAGACAAGUGGACACGGACACGGGAAAGCUUCGGAUUGGGACGUACACAGGCGCCCUCCAACAUGGAACUGUUUACUCCGGAGGAUCUUCAGACAUCAUCAGUGAUUUGCUGGAUGUUAAAGAUAAAGACAUCCUCUACGUUGGCGACCACAUCUUUGGUGACAUCCUCAAAUCAAAAAAACAUCAGGGCUGGAAGACUUUUCUGGUCGUACCGGAGCUCAACAAGGAGCUGCAAGUAUGGGAGCAGAAGAAAAAUAUGUUCGAGGAGCUGAAACGUCUCGACAUCUUCUUAGCUGAACGUUACAAGCAUCUGGACGCCGACAGUAAAAAGUGUCCUGAAAUCAGUACCAUCCAGGCGAGAAUGAAGGCGCUGACCUACAGAAUGGACAUGUCCUACGGCAAGAUGGGCAGCCUCCUGCGCAGCGGCUCCAGACAGACGCUUUUUGCCAGCCAGCUGAUGCGUUAUGCAGAUCUGUAUUCCUCCACCUGCCUCAACCUGCUGCACUACCCCUUCAAUUUCCUCUUCAUGGCACCCCCCGUCCUGAUGCCUCACGAAGCAGUGUCUCAAGUCUCGUCUGACUUUGUUUCAACAGAGCUCACUGUUACCAACAACUAUAUGAUGUGCUGAGGACAGCUGUUUCAGAAGAAAAUGCUGCAGAGGAACUUUCUCGUGUGCUUCGGCUGUCAGGGACACUGAUGAAGAGGAUUGUUUGC
Plectropomus leopardus (leopard coralgrouper) is the source of this 1673-nucleotide messenger RNA. RefSeq names its product 5'-nucleotidase, cytosolic II, like 1 (gene nt5c2l1). The record is from RefSeq and is a predicted model, not a curated record. Lineage: Eukaryota; Metazoa; Chordata; Actinopteri; Perciformes; Serranidae. Gene Ontology annotation, molecular function: 5'-nucleotidase activity.